Polypterus senegalus (gray bichir) is the source of this 1351-nucleotide messenger RNA. Its product is annotated as box C/D snoRNA protein 1-like. Lineage: Eukaryota; Metazoa; Chordata; Cladistia; Polypteriformes; Polypteridae. The record is from RefSeq and is a predicted model, not a curated record. Gene Ontology annotation, cellular component: nucleus; pre-snoRNP complex. Gene Ontology annotation, biological process: snoRNA localization; maturation of LSU-rRNA from tricistronic rRNA transcript (SSU-rRNA, 5.8S rRNA, LSU-rRNA); box C/D snoRNP assembly. The transcript has 6 exons. Bases 46 to 582 code for a protein of 178 amino acids.
UUGUUCUGCUGUUUUGUGUGUUGGCAGCUAAACUGUCUACGGAGCAUGGCCCGCAAAUACUCAGUACAUUUAAAAUUACUACCUAUCGGCUUCUCAAAAAGAAAAGAAAACUCCACAAUGUUUCACAAAAAGGACCAAAUGAUCUUUUGGCAUCUGAAGCUUAUUUUUGUACAAAGCCAAUGUGAAUUUGUUGAGAAAAGGGUUUCAAGUAGCCGAACACUCAAUGACAUUCUCGGCCAAUAUAUACAUCCAACAGAAUCUGAUCCUGUAUUUCGUCAGAGAUUAAAGAUAUAUGCAUUAUCACCAUGCGAUGAAGUGGAGGUUUUCAUGAAAGUUGAAAACAGACGCUCUGACGCUGUCAGGUAUUACAAGCUGGAUCCUACAAAAAGCCUCAUUGAAAACCUGAAGAACAAGACAAUAAUUGAAUACCCUACACUUCACAUUGUGCUGAAAGAUCAGGCUUCGAAAUAUUUAAUUCUUGGCCAAGAGAUCGCAGAAUGCUGUGAGACAUCUCAAAAUGCAGUCCAUUUUAAAGAAGAGGAUGAAUUGGAAGAAGGAGAACUUAGAGAUGACGAUUGUUAAAAAAAAAAUAUGGUUCUUUAAAACAAUUUUAAGACAAUUUUUACACUGCCAUUUAAUAAAAAGUAAAUUUUUGCUGCAGUAAAAUGAACUUCAGUGUCAAUGUGUUUAUUUUUUGGGUCAAUUUAUCAUAGUUCUUUCUUCUUCAAAUAUUUGUUUCCUCACAUUUAACCCCCCAAUAUCUUCAUUAAAUAUUAUUUUGUAAGCAUUCAAAACUGUUAAUGUGUUUUAAAGCAUAUAAUUGGGUAAUUUGAAUAUAAUUAUUUUCAUCUGCCAGUUUUAACAAUAUAUUUUUUUUAAUGUUACUGUAAGUGUGUAGAAAAUUGGAGUAACAACUAUAAGAAACUGUUCAGUGCUUUUAAACGCAGUAGUUAUCGGCUUUAUGAUAUGACCAUUGUUAUUAGGUAAAUGUGUUUUUCCCUCACUGUAUCAUUUAUGAAAUCAUGUCACUAUGUGCAGUUAUUAUUUUUAAUUUCCUGGAAUUUAUAGGCUAUUGAAACCACAUGCAGUGUUAUCAACUUAAAAUAGCUAAAUGCUGUACAGUAUAUAAAAUAUUAUUGCAUUUAUCAAUUGCAGGAAAAGUUUUUUGGUGAUGUUAUUACUCAGUAAAUGAAUAUGUUUUCCCCAAAACUAGUACUUCCCUGUUCUGAAGUCUUGAAUUUGCUUUAAAAUUUAUUGUAUAGUUUGAUUGCUGCAACUUGGGUAAUAUAGAACAUUUUUUUUGGUGUAUGCAAGUUGGAAUUUGCAAUAAAACCUGUCUAUUAAUUGGAAA